GGUGGAUGGAAGCUUGACGUACAAAGCCGGGCUCCGAGUUGGGCGACCAGGAACGCAGACGGGCCGGGGCUCCCUCCCCUCCCUGCCCAGCCUCCCGCCCCGCUCCCCUCCCCACGGCGCGCAGCCCUCCCGAGCCCUCCCGAGCUACCACCGGCGCGGAGCCGGGGCCACGCAGCCACCGAGCGGACAGCUCAGCCUCGGGAGGGGGCUGCCCCGCCGCGUCCCCAGCCCUGGCCUUCCCCAGCACCAAGGCAAGGUCCCGCGAGCAAGGUCCAGGUACCAGCAACGGAUGAUGCUCGGGGCCGGGAGCCAACAGCAGGGCUCACUAAUAAUGAUACCGGACACUGACCGGGAGGCCGGCUUCUGGGUGAGGUAGUCCCUAAGCUUUUGAGCUCAAUACUCCUCAUCGUGGCCCUGAGAGAGCCCAGGAUGCUCCUCAGCUGAAGCGGCUCCCGAGCUCAUGGAACUCUCGGCCACUCCCGGGGCCCAGCCCGGGGUCCCCACUGGCAGCGGGGAGCCCUUUCCCCUCCCUCCAGACUAUGAAGAUGAGUUCCUCCGCUACCUGUGGCGCGAUUAUCUCUACCCGAAGCAGUACGAGUGGGUUCUCAUCGUGGCCUACGUGGCCGUGUUCCUCAUAGCCUUGGUGGGCAACACACUGGUCUGCCUGGCUGUGUGGAGGAACCACCACAUGAGGACAGUCACCAACUACUUCAUUGUCAACCUGUCCCUGGCAGAUGUGCUGGUGACUGCCAUCUGCCUGCCUGCCAGUCUGUUAGUGGACAUCACUGAAUCGUGGCUCUUCGGCCAUGCCUUGUGCAAGGUCAUCCCCUACCUACAGGCCGUGUCUGUGUCGGUGGCAGUGCUGACCCUCAGCUUCAUCGCCCUGGACCGCUGGUAUGCCAUCUGCCACCCGCUGUUGUUCAAGAGCACAGCUUGCCGGGCCCGUGGCUCCAUUCUGGGCAUCUGGGCUGUGUCGCUGGCUGUCAUGGUGCCCCAGGCUGCUGUCAUGGAGUGCAGCAGUGUGCUGCCCGAGCUAGCCAAUCGCACCCGGCUCUUCUCUGUCUGUGAUGAACACUGGGCAGAUGAGCUCUACCCCAAGAUCUACCACAGCUGUUUCUUCAUUGUUACCUACCUGGCCCCGCUGGGCCUCAUGGCCAUGGCCUACUUCCAGAUCUUCCGUAAGCUCUGGGGCCGCCAGAUCCCUGGUACCACAUCAGCCCUGGUGCGGAACUGGAAGCGGCCCUCAGAGCAACUGGAGGCUCAGCGUCAGGGCCUGUGUACAGAGCCCCAGCCCCGCGCCCGAGCCUUCCUGGCCGAGGUGAAGCAGAUUCGAGCUCGGAGGAAGACGGCCAGGAUGCUAAUGGUGGUUCUGCUGGUUUUUGCACUCUGUUAUCUGCCCAUCAGUGUCCUCAAUGUCCUUAAGAGAGUGUUCGGGAUGUUCCGCCACGCCAGUGACCGGGAAGCCAUCUAUGCCUGCUUUACCUUCUCUCACUGGCUGGUGUACGCCAACAGUGCCGCCAACCCCAUCAUCUACAACUUCCUCAGUGGCAAAUUCCGGGAGCAGUUUAAGGCCGCCUUCUCCUGCUGCCUGCCUGGUCUGGGUCCCCGCUCCUCUGCCAGACACAAGUCCUUGCAGAGCCGGUGUUCUGUCUCCAGAGUCUCUGAGCACGUCGUGCUGACCAGCGUCACCACAGUGCUGUCCUAAGUGGGGCCUGGCCCAGGCUCUGGGAGGCACAGCCUGAUCCUUUGCUCGGGAUCCGCCCCGGCACUCAUGAAGACUGCUGCUGUUCAGUGAGGGGCUGUGACUCCAGUCCUGGCUUGCUGCCUGGGUGACUCAGCCAGCGUCAUUCCCCCUCUGAGGCUGUGUCCCCUAGAAGGGUUGAUAGGAAGCUUAAGCACCCUAAGAAAGCAGAGAAUGUUGUAAACCAUCUCGUGCUGGUGACACUGUUACUGUCGUCCCUGCCUGCUGUGACUGUACCCUGCAGCGCCACCCUACCCUUUCAGAGCUUGGCUUUCCUCCCAAAGACCUGUCUCCCACUCAAUUAUAGGCCUUCCCUGGCUGGACUCUGCUCCAAAGGUCCCCACAGGCAUAGUCGCCUGGCCUGGAGGCCACCCGAAGCCCUGGCUGCACACGGCCAGCUGCUCUGAUGUCCCUGUGAACUAAUUUGGGUCCAGCCCUUCUCAGUGAACUCUGAAGCACGGCCCACCCUCUCCAGGUGUGGACUGCACGCACCACAGGCUCGCGAUCUCGUUGGCAUUGUGGAGUACUUAAACACUCUCCAUGUGGCCGUUCAGCAUGGAGGCCAGCAGCCCGAAGCAACUGUAAUUAAAAGCCUGGCACAGAA
Peromyscus californicus insignis is the source of this 2345-nucleotide messenger RNA. RefSeq names its product hypocretin receptor 1 (gene Hcrtr1). Lineage: Eukaryota; Metazoa; Chordata; Mammalia; Rodentia; Cricetidae. Gene Ontology annotation, cellular component: membrane. Gene Ontology annotation, molecular function: orexin receptor activity. The record is from RefSeq and is a predicted model, not a curated record. The transcript has 9 exons. Gene Ontology annotation, biological process: feeding behavior; G protein-coupled receptor signaling pathway. Bases 461 to 1705 code for a protein of 414 amino acids.